UGCUCUGAUAAAUGCUGCCAACAUAAUCUUCAAAUGAACAAAAUACCUGGUGAACUACAACCUCCCUGGCAAAGAAGCAAAUAGUUUACCUUAACUUCAGCAUCAAGGAAGGCCCUCAAUAGUGUCUGGACUUUCAAGUAAAUUUAUAGCAUAUUUUAUGAGAGUCAGUACAUACCCAAGUAAAACCUCACUGUGGCUGUCUUGACUUUUCUUGUGUGAUCAUCUUGUGUCAUUUUAUUGGAAGUAUAUAAGGUAUUCAGAGUUACUUGGUUUGCUGACUCAGACACCAAACAAAACUUUGCUGAAGAUUGUCCAUGUUACUGCAGAACAACUGAAAUCCCUGCAAAUCCACUAGCCUCUUGGUGCCUAAGGAAUGGAAGCCCUUAAAGUGAAAAGUGUUGAUCUAAACUGCCUUCAGAACUGCAGCAACCAUCACACGCAGUAUUUUGGUGCUCAAAAGCUCAUUGUGAGAAGAGGCCAGGCCUUUGGUUUGUAUUUGCAUUUCCAAAACCGGGACUGGGAUGAUGACAAGGACAAGAUCACCUUUACAGUGGAGACAGGCAUCAAACCCUGUGAGUCUCUUGGGACAAAGAGCACCUUUCCUUUAGGUGGAAGUACAGAUCAAAACCUCUGGAGUGCAUGCUACAAACAACAUAAUGAAAAAUGCCUCAGUGUCAAUCUGCUCUCUCCGGUGAAUGCCUGUGUUGGCUGCUACCUCCUGAACAUGUGCCUGAUAUCAUGUGAUGACACACAUUCUCAUAAUCUUGGAGAAUUUUAUGUCCUUUUCAACCCUUGGUGCUCUGAAGACCCUGUGUACCUGGAGGAACAAGCCCACAGGGAAGAGUAUAUACUAAAUGAACAUGGGAUUGUAUUCCAAGGACUUCCCAAACACAUAACAUCUCAUGCUUGGCAUUUUGGACAGUUCCAGGAUGACAUUCUGGAGAUCUGCCUGAAAAUCCUGGACUCAAGUACAAACUUCCUGCGUGAUCCUGGCAUGGAUUGUUCCUGUCGUAAUGACGCUGCAUACAUCUGCAGAGUACUAAACAACAUGAUCUGUUGUCAUAAAAAGAAAAGCAUAUUGAAACUUCCACCCAACAAUAAUUACCUUCAGGGAGUCAAUCCUUCAAUGUGGAAUGGAAGUAUCCCUAUCCUUCGGCAGUGGUAUCACAACAAAUGCAAACCUGUCAAGCAUGGGCACUGUGGGAUUCUUGCUGCUGUAAUGUGUACAGUUAUGCGUUGUUUGGGGAUCCCAAGUCGGGUUGUUACAGGCUUCUAUUGUCCUUUGAAUGCUGUUGACCCACUCAUCAUCCAAGAAGUUUUUGACUUUACAGGAAAAACCUUAAAUGCCAAAGAACAUAUCUGGAGAUACCAUUGCUGGAAUGAAUCUUGGAUGGCCCGGAAAGACAUAAGUCAGUCUAGGGGUGACUGGCAAUACCUGGAUCCAACACCUAUAGAGACUAAUAAAGGAUCAAUGUGCAGUGGUCCAAUUUGGGUCAAAAGCAUUAGAGAUGGUGAUGUGGAUAUUGACUCUGAUGGUCCUCAUGUGUUUGGACUUCUAAAUGCAAGGUAUACUGCCUGGGUUUCUCAAGGCAAAGGUAAGAAGAUAAAACUUCACUGUGAAACCCGACCUUGUGGACAAUGUAUCAGCACCAAGAGUGUUGGAAGUGAUCUACGUGAGGACAUCACUGAUGCUUACAAGUAUGAAUUAGGCUCUGUGCAAGAAAAAAAAGCCCUUUAUAAAGCCUGUCGAAAAAUUAAUUCUCGAUAUCUAAAUGCUCCCAAUUCUGAGAUAGACAAAGAUUUAGCAUCUCAAAGAAACAAAAGUCUGAAAGACAUUGGGAUUACAAUGAAGUUUAAGAUGGCCAAUUGUCCCUUGUAUGGUCAAGAUAUUCAAAUGCACUGGGUGCUUAAAAACUUGUGUAAUGAAGCCAAAGACAAGAAGUUUAACCUUUGUGCUCAGGCAACAAUGUACAAUGGAUGUUCACUGAACCAGGUCUGGAAAGACAAUAUUCAUGUCACACUUGGCCCAAAGGAAGUAAAGUCAAUCCUGAUAACAAUACCAUAUGAAGACUAUGGAUCUCACCUUUGUGACAAUAAUAUUAUGCGGGUGAUAGCUGUCUCAAUGCCAGAGCGUAAAGGAGAAGUCAUGAUGGUGGAGAGGGAUGUUUUAGUUGACAGCCUACCUGUUAAGAUAAAGAUUUUAGACCAUCCCCGGAUGAAUAUGGCAUGCUCUGCAGAAGUCAUUUUCUCUAAUCCACUCAAAGAGGACCUGAAGAACUGUAAGCUGUAUCUGGAAGGCUAUGGGCUAAUUGGUGAACCAACAGCUACUGAAUUGGGGACAUUGUCUGCUAAUCAUAUGGCACAAACCUGUGUGGAGUUUACUCCCUACAAGUAUGGCAGACAUCAGUUUAUGGCCAGUAUCAGCUGUGACAAGUUUUGUAACUGCAAAGGAUAUGCCAGCAUAGACAUGGGCAGUCCACCAACAACCUCUGGGGAAGGAGGUGCAUAGGCAAUGUAAACAAAAUACAUUCCAGGAAAGAGAUUUUACUUGGCAUUGUGUUUACACAACAGACAAGUUUGUUCAAAUAUAGAUUCUUGAAGAACUUUCAUUGGUGAACUCUUCACGUUCAAUGAAACAACCCAUUGAUUUGCUUACUUUAUGCCAUCCACUGGUUCGUUAGGGGAACUAGCUAAGAGUUUAAAAAACAGCAAUUGAAGAUGACUAUCCUAGAUUGUGGUUCCAGAAUACUGAACAAAAACACUGAGAGUAGUAUUAAUAUAAAUUUCUGCCAGAAGUUUCUCCAAGA
Molecule: messenger RNA, 2807 nt
Organism: Heteronotia binoei (common prickly gecko)
Lineage: Eukaryota; Metazoa; Chordata; Lepidosauria; Squamata; Gekkonidae
Product: protein-glutamine gamma-glutamyltransferase 5-like
Exons: 13
Coding region: 374-2509 (711 amino acids)
Biological process (GO): peptide cross-linking
Molecular function (GO): protein-glutamine gamma-glutamyltransferase activity
Source: RefSeq, a predicted model, not a curated record